AAACAUGUAAUUUACGCUGAUCAGUCAACCGGCACGACGGACUUUGCCCUGAUAGGAACCAAACAUGUUUUCUAAAAUCAGUGUACAGUUGGCAAGAGCAUCGCCGAAAUGCCAUUCUCUUAAAACAUAUCGACCUUACGUUGCACUACAACGAUGUGCGUCCUCAGUUACUUCUCAAACAGAAUCUUCCGUAUCCGGCUCGGAGACCGACAGCCGACCUGUCACUAACAUCCCGUUUGCUAAAAAUCUGUUCUCGGGAAAGUUGGAUAAGACAUUCCUGGCCUACCCCACUAUCAGUGAAGAUGAACUGAAUGAUUUAAACCAAAUGGUUCAACCGAUAGAAAAAUACUUCGAGGAAGGAUUGGAUUCCAAAUCGAUUGAUGUAAACGCAAAAAUAUCGGAGGAAACACUCCAAGAAAUUAAGGACCUGGGUUUAUUUGGCCAGCAGAUCCCAGAGGAACAUGGUGGUCUUGGUUUAAAUGCGACUAAGUUCGCUCGUCUGGCAGAGAUAACGGCAUUGGAUGGAUCUGUGGCUGUCACAUUGGCAGCCCAUCAAUCAAUUGGACUCAAGGGAAUAUUGAUCGCUGGAAAUGACCAACAGAAAGAAAAAUAUCUUCCUAAGCUUGCAACAGGAGAACACGUAGCAGCCUUCUGUCUCACAGAACCAUCUAGUGGAAGUGAUGCUGCCUCCAUACAAACGAAAGCUACCCUUUCAGAGGAUGGUAAAACGUUUCACCUAAAUGGUGGCAAGAUUUGGAUCUCCAAUGGAGGCAUAGCCGAGAUCUUCACUGUAUUUGCCAAAACAGAAGUGGAAAAGGAGGGAAAGAAGGUUGAUAAAGUAACGGCUUUUAUUGUGGAGAGAAGUUUUGGUGGCAUUACCAGUGGCAAGCCAGAAGACAAGCUAGGCAUCCGCGGCUCCAACACAUGCGAGGUUCACUUUGACAACACUCCAGUCCCUGUUGAAAAUGUCCUAGGAGAGGUCGGCGGGGGAUUCAAGGUUGCCAUGAACAUAUUGAACAGUGGACGAUUCAGUAUGGGGAGCUCAGGAGCUGGUAUUCUUAAAAAGUUGAUUGCCAUGACAGCAGAACAUGCGAUAAGCAGGAAGCAGUUUGGGAAGCACCUUUCAGAAUUCCGACUGAUAAAGGAAAAAUUUGCAAAGAUGGCCGUCACAACAUAUGCUAUGGAAAGUAUGGCCUACUGGACAGCAGGUAUCAUUGACCAGUAUCAACAACCUGACUGCUCGUUAGAGGCAGCAAUGGUCAAGAUUUUCAGCUCAGAAGGAUGCUGGGUUUGUGUAAACGAGUGCCUACAGAUCUUAGGAGGCCUUGGUUACAUGAAGGAUUAUCCAUAUGAGAGAUAUCUUCGAGAUGGACGAAUUUUGAUGAUAUUUGAGGGAACAAAUGAGAUUUUGAGAAUGUUUGUUGCUCUGAAUGGACUACAAAGUGCUGGCAAGGACCUCAAAGAACAAAUAAAACUCUCAAACAUUCUCACCAAUCCUUCAGCCUUGGUGGGAAUGUACUUCCAGACCGAGCCAAAAUUGACAAUGAGGUUGCAUGAGGGUAUCCACCCGACCCUGAAGCCUCAAGCGGACAUGUUGGAAAAAUAUACUCUACAUUUACAGAGGGUGGUGGUGAAGAUACUGUCCAAAUACAAAAAGGAGGUUGUAGACCAACAGAUCCACCUCAAACGUCUAGCUGACAUAGCUAUUGACCUCUUUGGAAUGACAGCCUGCAUAGCACGUACCUCAAGAUCUUACAGUAUUGGACUGAAAAACGCGGACCAUGAGGUGAUGCUGACUAAAGCAUUCUGCCAUGAAGCUAGUGAAAGGAUCGAGAAAAACAUGAAAGACCUAAGAUCAGAAACAUUCGAGAACAACGAUGACACCCUAGAUAAUAUAGCAGACACGAUAUUCAAGAACCAUGGCUAUGCCGCGGCCCACCCACUGGAGAAGAAUUGGUGAUAUCCACACACUGGCUGUGUUACAAUGACAGGUUGUUAUAUUGACAAUGCAACGUGAUGGUAUAAAAGCUGAACAAACCAGUAGGGUCGACUUUGAUGUCUGUGAACUUAUGGAAGCCGAACUUGACUGUUUGAAAGGAUUCCACGAGGCUUGAACAACAGAACAACAGAUAGGCUGUUUAAUGUACUACAACAGAUAGGCUGAAUAAUAUACUACAGUACAACAGUUAGGCUGAAUAAUGUACUACAACAGAUAGGCUGUUUAAUGUACUACAACAGUUAGGCUGAAUCUGUAUAGGUUUAUAUUUUGUAGGGAUCGACACGAUAUCAAAAUAAAAAAAAAUAAUAAUAAGGAUUUUGUUCUUGCACAUUGUAUGUGAUUAUUGGAAAUGGUGUUUACCAUGAACCUCUCAAAUUUGGCAUGAUGAAGUUAUUUAUACAUUGUUUAAUGUUUUUGAUUUCAUGGUAACUCGGCUAAACCAUAUAUAUUUGUGUGUAAUCUAUAUACAAUGCAUCUUGUUGCUCAUUUUCACAUAUCACUUUCUGUAUUGGUUUCACCACCAUAUGGACAUCAUCCAGUUGUUGUGCUGACCCAGUAAAUGGUCCGUCAUAAUCUGAUUGGAAACAAUUUUUGGUUGAAUGAAAUUUUGAUAAAACUUUCAAAAUUAAUUUCAGAAAUUACAAUUAUUUUCUCUAUUUUUACACUGAAACUAUACUCCAUUUAUAUCAAAGGAGCUUUUCUUACAUUUAUUGAAAAAUUCAUUUAAAAAUUUGUACAAUUUGUAUCAAAAUAAGAUAAUUAUACUCGUACUGCUGUUUUGGUGAAGAAACUGACUUGAGCAGUUGUAAUCAUUUUGAGAGUGGAUGUUUGAAUUUGUAUAAUGAUGAUUUCAAAUGUUUGAAAAUGUGACGUGCCUCCUAGAGGUAAAUUUUGGACCUUAUAUUGGAGUGACAAUGAAUCUUCAAACUACGUUUGUGAUAAUUUUGAUUUUGUUUUCAGUAAAAUUAUUUAUUGAAAAA
Molecule: messenger RNA, 2979 nt
Organism: Pecten maximus
Lineage: Eukaryota; Metazoa; Mollusca; Bivalvia; Pectinida; Pectinidae
Product: complex I assembly factor ACAD9, mitochondrial-like
Exons: 18
Coding region: 65-1960 (631 amino acids)
Molecular function (GO): flavin adenine dinucleotide binding; acyl-CoA dehydrogenase activity
Source: RefSeq, a predicted model, not a curated record